Molecule: messenger RNA, 1557 nt
Organism: Auanema sp. JU1783
Lineage: Eukaryota; Metazoa; Nematoda; Chromadorea; Rhabditida; Rhabditidae
Source: the annotation of a GenBank genome assembly
AUGCCGAAGGAUCAGGAGGCAAAAGCUUCCCCAAUAGGGAAUUUUCUUUCCAAAUUUGGCCGUGUUAGAGCUAGAAGUCCUAGAAAGCCAAGUUUUAAAAACUCCACUGAUAAGGAGAAUGAUGUGGUCUUCAAGUGCCCCGCUCCUCCUAGAAGUCAUUCACCUUCGUCCAAGUUUGGAACUUUAGUUAACCGAUUAUCGGGACGGAAACCGAAAACGAUUAGUUGUCGCGAGUCCUCUCUGGACCGAGCGGAAACUCCUAAAAACCCGCAACAUCAACAUGUCCCCUUCCAGUCUCCCAGACCUGCCGUGAGCGAGAAUGAUCUUCGUCACGUCACACUUUCCCGAGGUGGAGCGGAUCUUCCGGUAACGCCAUUGGCUGGUGUCACACACUUUAUGUCGGAAGAUAAUCUUGCCUCUGCGGAAUGUGGUACUCCAGCUCAUCGUGUGCCAAGCUAUGUAAAAAUCAGUUGUACCUUAAAUGGCUAUUCAAAGUCUCCAAGACAGCAAACGCAAAUUUCUGAUUCUCCCUUGAGAUCCACCAAGGGGAUGAGUUUAGUUGAAAGACGACUCAUGCAGUAUCGGGAUUUCAGCAAUAGCGCCUGCAACACUCCCAGCCCGAAACGUCUUCCGAUCUAUAACGACGAAACUUCUCCCGAGAUGGGAAACAAUAUAUCAUCAACGACACCUAUUAAAUCAUUAAUAAGCCAAUUUGAUAAGUUGCACUUAUGUAGUCACGACAAGGAUACGGAGAAAACUAAUGAGUUUAAAUCUGAAAAAAUCAUUUCAGUUCAGCCGGAAUCUGAAGAAGCAAUGUCGGACAAGGAGAACUUUUCUAAUUUAUCAAAGUAUAUAGGUGAAUCUAUUCCUAGUACCAGUUCGAGCGAACUUUGUUCUGAAGAGAGUUCACCACGCGUAUCUUCUGGCUCUGGAGAAGUGAAAGAGAAAGUUGUCACGGAAGGAGAUGAUAAAGUCAUCAGCUCUGCUCGUUCAGGGAAGGCUUUUCAAGAUGUAUUGAAUGAAACCAAAACUUCUCUCGAACGAAAGAUAUGUGAGGGUGACGAAAACUUGGAGAAGAUCCAAGAUUUAUCAGAUGAAGCCUCGUCUCACAUAAGAAUGGCUUGUGGCAAAGCGAAACUUCUAAUAAAAAAAAAGCUGUCAAAGUUUUCCGAAUUGGUAAACAAAAACCUGAACCCAAUAGAAGGCGAUUUGCAACCUGCGACUGAUGAUGACUUAGAGGGUUACUGGGCCCUUGUCGAGAUAGAAUUAGAAGAUAUCAAACAGUGUUUUAAUAUUGUGGAGAAAUGGAGAAUGAAUAAUUGGAGCGAACCACAAGGCGAAAGCGACAACUUGAGCGAUAAUAAUAAUGUGGUGAAGCCAAAGGCACAAGUAAUCAAAGUAAAACCGGCUCCACAACAAGCUAAGCCAAAAACGGAGAAACAGAUUGCGAUGGAACAGCAGAGGAAAAAGCAAAUGGCUGAAGCCAGGGCAAGAAUGGCUGCUGCUCGUAAAGCUCAAACCGAUGAUAGCGAUUGUAAUGUGAUCAUCGCUAGCUGA